UUCAAGCCCAUGAGGGAUGUUCAGGCAGCGAGGGACAUGGGCUAAUUUCCAAAGCCCUGCAGGACAUCCUGAGCUCCCCGCGGUGGCAGCGGGAGCAGAACCAACCCCGGCGAGCGCGGGACCCCCGGGGAGGAGGCCCAGCGAGCUGCUUCUCCUUUGAUGGCGUCUUGAUUCUCCAGGAGCUCAGGGCCUUGUGUGUCCACUCCCUGUGCUUCAGGACGAAGGCUUUGUGGCUGCCCCAGCAUGGUACAAGCCUGCUUGGUGUGCUCCAGAGUUCAUCACGGCAGCCUGACAGCCCAGGCAGCUGGGGCAGAUAUGGACCAGAUGGACAAGCUCAGUCCCUCUGCCAAGAAGCAUGUGCACCUUCAGGAGAGGAGGGGCUCCAAUGUGUCACUGAUGCUGGACAUGAGCUCGUUGGGGAGUGUGGAGCCCAUCCAGCCUGUCUGUACCCCUCGAGACAUCACACUGAAGUUCCUGAGGACGUCCAGCCAUGUGCUGAGGAGAGAGGAGCUUCAGCAGUGUGCCCAGAGCAUGACACUGCUCCAGGAGGAGUUUUCGAAAAUCCCACCCAACUUUGUCAGUCCAGAAGAGCUGGAGAUCCCUGGACAUGCCUCCAAGGACAGAUACAAAACGAUCCUCCCCAACCCUGAGAGCCGGGUGUGUCUCAGGAGAGCAGGGAGCCAGGAGGAGGAUAGCUACAUAAACGCCAACUACAUCACAGGCUACGCGGGGCAGCCCCGGGCCUAUGUGGCCACCCAGGGACCCAUGCUGAACACUGUGACCGACUUCUGGGAGAUGGUGUGGCAGGAAGAGGCCCCGCUCAUCGUCAUGAUAACCGAGCUGCAGGAGCGCAAAGAGAAAUGUGUCCACUACUGGCCUGAGAAGGAGGGGACCUACGGCCCCUUCACCAUCUGCACGCUGGGUAUGAGCAAGUGCCUGGAGUACAUGGUCCGGGAUCUCUCCAUCAAGCUUGCAGGUGAGUGUCGCCAGGUCAAACACAUCCUCUUCCCUUCCUGGCCGGACCAACAGACCCCUGAGUCAGCCAAGCCCCUGCUGCACUUGGUGUCCAAGGUGGAGGAGACUCUUCAGGCUGCAGCCAGCCCAGGGCCCAUCAUUGUGCAUUGCAGCGCAGGCAUCGGUCGGACGGGCUGCUUCAUCGCCACCAGGAUUGGGUGCCAGCAGCUGAGGGACAAGGGGGAGGUGGAUAUCCUGGGAAUUGUGUGCCGCCUCCGCAUGGACAGAGGUGGGAUGAUCCAGACCAGUGAGCAGUACCAGUUCCUUCAUCACACUCUGGCUCUCUAUGCUUCCCAGCUGCCACAGGCAGGAGGCCACUAGUGCAGGGCUCCCCCUGAGCUGGGGGCUCCCUGCUUUCACCUCUCCUGCCCCCCACCAGCACACCUCCAGCAAACCCCCCUGCAGCCGCAGGGCCAUGGAGCAGCAGCGUGAGCCCCCCUGGGUAGGCACAGCCCAGCAAUGGGGACUGUGGCCUUGGCCCCCAGGGCUGAGCAGGGUCCACAUGAGGCACACAGUGAGUGCUUGAGGGGCUGGUGCUGCUGGCUUGAGGCAGAUCUUCCUCCUGGAAAGAAGCUUUGGCUUUGUGCAGCAUUUCAUCCCCAG
Molecule: messenger RNA, 1617 nt
Organism: Apus apus (common swift)
Lineage: Eukaryota; Metazoa; Chordata; Aves; Apodiformes; Apodidae
Gene: PTPN7
Product: protein tyrosine phosphatase non-receptor type 7
Exons: 10
Coding region: 244-1335 (363 amino acids)
Biological process (GO): protein dephosphorylation
Molecular function (GO): protein tyrosine phosphatase activity
Source: RefSeq, a predicted model, not a curated record